This is a messenger RNA of Anolis sagrei ordinatus, 3329 nucleotides long. RefSeq names its product RAN binding protein 1 (gene RANBP1). Gene Ontology annotation, cellular component: cytoplasm; centrosome; nuclear pore. Gene Ontology annotation, biological process: nucleocytoplasmic transport; positive regulation of mitotic centrosome separation. The record is from RefSeq and is a predicted model, not a curated record. Gene Ontology annotation, molecular function: GTPase activator activity. Lineage: Eukaryota; Metazoa; Chordata; Lepidosauria; Squamata; Anolidae.
GCGGGGGCGGAGCCGGAGCGCCAGAGCAGAGGGCUCAGCGAGGCGGGAGAGAGAGGCGAGAGAAGCGGCCAGCGGCGACGCCACCCCACCGAGGACGACGCCAUGGCCGAGACGAAGGACACACAUGAGGAGCAUGAGUCAACAACUGACAGCGUUGAUGAUUCUAACCAUGAUCCCCAGUUUGAGCCCAUUGUCUCACUUCCUGAACAAGAGAUCAAAACCCUUGAAGAAGAUGAGGAGGAACUCUUCAAGAUGCGGGCAAAACUCUUCCGAUUUGCAUCAGAAAAUGACCUUCCUGAAUGGAAAGAGCGUGGCACUGGCGAUGUCAAGCUUCUGAAGCACAAGGAGAAGGGGACCAUCCGCCUCUUGAUGAGGAGAGAUAAAACCUUAAAAAUAUGUGCAAAUCAUUACAUUACCCCUCUGAUGGAGCUGAAGCCUAAUGCUGGGAGUGACAGGGCAUGGGUUUGGAAUACACAUGCUGACUUUGCGGAUGAGAGCCCUAAGCCAGAACUUCUGGCAAUCCGAUUUUUAAAUGCAGAAAAUGCACAGAAAUUCAAGGCAAAAUUUGAGGAAUGUAGGAACGAGGUUGAUAAGAAGGGAAAGAAAGCAGGAGCAGAUAAAAAUGAUAGUGCUGAUAAAGUUGCUAAGAAACUAGAAGAACUAUCUGUCAAGGAAGAAAGCAAAGAAUCUGAGAAGAAAGAAGUUGAGGAGAAGACUGAAAAGCAAUAAAUCAGCUUGGGCCUUGUGUUAUUUUUCUUUUUUAAUUUUUACAAGGGACUUUAUAAAGAACUGUAUUCCAGCAUUCAAUUUUUUUCUAAGCUUUUGCCCUUUUUGAAGAGAUCUUCAGAAAAUAUCCAUUCCCCAGUCAUGAAAAUGUACUGUACUAAACUUUCUUUUCCAUAGUGGAAACACUUAUUUAUAGUCAUCUAAGAGAGAGAAUAAAGCUUUGAGAGUUGUAUCGAAGGACAGAAGUGAGUUUUCUAUAUGCUUCAGGUGUGUGACUGCAAUGACUACCUUGGGUUCUAUUUUUGAGUGCAUAUCUUUAGAGAUGUAGUAUAAGCAAAUUAUACUGAUAGGAAAAAGUGCAAGUAAGAUGUUUUCAUAUGUUGUGACUGAAAGCUGUAAUGACUGAAACACGAGAACUCUGCUAAGAUUCCUUUUCCUUCUAACUGGGGUUUGAGUGAACCUGUGUGUUUUUGUGUAGCUGUUGCCCUUUAAGAGCGGAAGGCCAUCAUCAUAGAAUGGCCACCUCUUUGGGGUUCUUAACGGUAACUUGUAGAUAUUGAAGCAAGAUAGAACAAGCAUUUUUUAAUUUGCCAUCGCUGAAAAUACAAAUUGGCAGUGGCAACACUAUAAAACUAUAUUUUAGAAAUCUUCCUCACCCUGCAGAACAAGCAUGUGCUAUGUGGGGAAAUCAGCAGUCUUUCCAAUAGGUGUGGGAUGUCUAAAUUUAUCUUUUUAAAACUUCAGGUUAAACCUAUCCUUUCAACCAAUACUGAGACUUUUCUAGUGUAUGUCCUGGUCUACACUUUGCCAUCUUACAGAUUGCAUUUACCAUUCCUUUCUGGGGAGGAUGAGGCAGAGACAAUUGACCCACCGAAGGCUUAGGUUCUAAAGAGAUGUAGAAAAGGACACUUUUAAAAGCAAACGCCUGGUGGCUCAAAGCAUCAAAACAGCCACCAAGAAAGAAACUUGGUUGGUCAAGCUGAACUUCAAAUAAUUUACUGUCUUAAACACAAGUGAAAUAUGUUAGGUGUCUGAUUAAAUGGCAUUGGUAGUAGAAAUGGUUUUCUUCCCUACUGUCAAUGCCAUCCACGUGGAGCCUUGUUUCCAGGUCAGUCAGUCUAGAUUUUUGCCCAGGUGCCCCAAAGGGCGCUUCUGGCUAGGCAUCUAUCAUGCAUGAGUUACUAUUUACAUUGCAAAAUAAGGCCAUAUGCCUGUCCUUGCGGUUGGAUUGAGGCCCUUCCAAGCCCAUUUUUUAAAAAAUAAAUCUUAUCUCACCUCUUCUUUGUUUGAUCCUUCCAAAACUCUCAUGAUUCUGAGAUAAAGACAGACAGCCAAUGCAGAGCCUAAAGAUUCAAACUUUCUAUGUGUGAAUUUGUAGGUACAUUCUGUUUGUAUGCGCGGUACUAGUUUUGCAUGUAAACCUUUCUUCAAAGGUAUGGCAAAACGUCUGCUUAACAUAAAGAAUGUGGUGCACAUCCUUAUGUCUUUCAAUUGAGUUUUCAAUGUCAAACAAUGCUUCCUGUUUGCAGGGUGUUUAUCUCCUGUUCAUUGACAUCUUCCGCAUACCGUCAACCUCAUAGCAUAGUGUCCUUUUUUACUCUUAGCACUUGAGUCAGUCAAGACAGCUAAAAGUAUCUGGACCUUUCUCUUGGAGUAGGGGAAGCCUACAGAAUAAUACCUCAAACUGGUCCUUGAAAAAACCUCAUGUCGAUUCAUUUGACAGAAAUGUCCUUGGUGGCAAAGCUUACCUGUAUUUGGAUAGUCCAUCUGUGAAAGUUGCCAUAAGUGGAUUCUGAUUUAUCUUGUCAAAGGGAGUCCUUACCCUUCACUUUGAAAUAAUUUUCAACUUAACGUUUUUGUGGGUUUACUUCUUCCUCAGUGUUUGAAACAGCAAGUGGUGUUAGAUUGGUGUUAGAGAAGGUGCGACAAGCCACAUGUUGUAUGUGCCUUUUUUCAGUCCUAAGACACCUCCUCACUCAGUGUUGGUCCCCAAUGUCCAUUGCUUAGGCUGAAGACCUUUCCAUACAUCUGGUCUUAAGACAAAGUGUAUCCUUUCCUACAUCCUCUACCAUGUCCUUGUGGAUGUUUGUGAUGGUUUUUAACACUUCCAAUUUAUGUCAUUUUUAAAUUCUAACAUGCCGGUCAUGAAACAUUGUUAUGUUAAAGAAACGGGUGCUUUCUGGAUGUCAACAUGUACAGCUCUUUGCAAAUAACCAUGCUGGGGCUGGGGAAGAGAUGCUUGUGUGUGUUGAAGUGUGACAUUCUUUGAAUCUGUUGAAUCUCUUUGUGUAAAGUCCAGAAUUUUUAUCCGUUUCAUUCAAACUUCUGACACUGGGCAUUACCUAUUUAUAAUUCGUAUCGUGCUUUCUGUGCAGGAAAGAAGUUUAAAAAACUGAAUCGAAGCCAUACUGAUAGGAUUUGUGUAGGUUUUUUCUUUUAACGUCAUAAAAUGUUUCAGUGACACUGAAAACCAAGUCUUGAGUAUACUAAAUUCAGAUGCUGUAAAUGAAAUACAUGCAGUUUUUUAAAAAUCAAAAUGGAAUUGCAGUCCAGUCUACAGUUUGAAGGUAUGGUUUGCCCUAUUAAAUUGUUAUUACUGAUUA